This is a messenger RNA of Pseudovirgaria hyperparasitica, 534 nucleotides long. Its product is annotated as nuclear cap binding protein subunit 2. Gene Ontology annotation, cellular component: nuclear cap binding complex. Gene Ontology annotation, molecular function: RNA cap binding. The coding region runs from base 1 to 534 and encodes 177 amino acids. The transcript has 4 exons. The record is from RefSeq and is a predicted model, not a curated record. Gene Ontology annotation, biological process: mRNA cis splicing, via spliceosome. Lineage: Eukaryota; Fungi; Ascomycota; Dothideomycetes; Acrospermales; Acrospermaceae.
AUGCCUAGACCAGGAGUUCUGCGUAAUACGAUAGAUCGAUUAGAUCGACCGAGUUCUUAUACUGCGAAUAAGAACCGACGUCACCGUAAUAACCGUCGCGACGAUGAUGGAGAACGUACACGGUCGCCUGAACCUGAUGAUAAGCUCAAGGAUGCCACAACCCUCUACGUGGGAAAUCUUUCUUUCUACACGACUGAAGAGCAAAUUCACGAGCUAUUUGCCAAGUGUGGGGAGAUCAAACGUUUGGUCAUGGGCCUCGAUCGCUUUACUAAAACCCCAUGCGGUUUCUGCUUUGUCGAAUACUACAAUCAUCAGGAUGCUCUGGACUGUCUGAAAUAUAUUGGAGGAACGAAGUUGGAUGAGCGCAUUAUUCGAACAGAUCUCGACGAAGGCUUUGUCGAAGGAAGACAGUACGGUCGCGGAAAGUCUGGGGGACAGGUCCGAGACGAAUAUCGCGAGGAAUAUGAUCCAGGCCGCGGUGGGUACGGUCGCGCUCUGGCUGAGGACCUGGAUCAGGACCGCGACGUGCGGUGA